CCCUUUAAUUUCGGCUGAAAUCAGGAAGUGUUUACUGUCGACCUCCAGGAAGUUUCGGGUUCGCUAAGACGAUGUCUUAACGCUACAUCACAACAACAACUGGAGUGCCAGGCAGUAUGGAGUAGCUCCACAGGCAACGCGAAGGUCGCUUCUUGUGUAGCUGUCUGCUGUGUGACGGGGCAAAGAUGGCUGGGGGCUUCGCCCCUCCGAAAUUGGCGGAGUUUAUUUUGACUGAGAGGCUGGGCAGCGGUACUUAUGCCACGGUGUAUAAAGCAUACAGGAAGAAGGACAGCAGGGAGGUGGUGGCGGUGAAGGUGGUUGGGAAGAAGGGUCUGAACAAGGCUUCAGUGGAGAACCUGCUGACUGAGAUCGAGAUCCUGAAGACAGUGCGGCACCCACACAUCGUCCAGCUCAAGGACUUCCAGUGGGACUCGGAAAACAUCUACCUGAUCUUGGAGUUCUGCUCUGGGGGGGAUCUGUCCAGAUUCAUCCGCAGUCGCCGGCUCCUCCCUGAGCGCGUGGCUCGAAGCUUCCUGCAGCAGCUUGCCUGUGCCCUGCAGUUUCUCCACGAGCGCAACAUUUCGCACCUGGACCUGAAGCCUCAGAACAUUCUUCUGAAUGGAGGGCUGCUCAAACUGGCAGAUUUCGGCUUUGCUCAGUACAUGUCUCCCUGGGAUGAGAAGCACGUACUGCGGGGCUCUCCUCUCUACAUGGCUCCUGAGAUGGUGUGUAGCCAGCAGUACGACGCUCGUGCUGACCUCUGGUCAGUGGGGGUCAUUCUCUACGAGGCCCUGUUUGGACGCCCUCCCUUCGCUUCCCGUUCCUACACUGAGCUGGAGGAGAAGAUCCGCAGUGACAAACCCAUUGAGCUCUGCCCGAGUCCACAUGUCUCCAGGGAGUGCAGAGACCUCUUGCUGCGGCUGCUGGACAGGGACCCCGAAACUCGCAUCUCCUUCGACGAGUUCUUCGCACACCCCUUCGUGGACUUGGAGCACAUGCCCAGCGCAGAGAGUCUGGGCCGAGCAACAGCGCUGGUGUUGGAGGCUGUGCAGAAAGACGAGACUGGGGAGCACUCUGGUGCCCUCUCUCUGUACUGCAGGGCACUGGAGCACUUCGUCCCUGCCAUCCACUAUGAAGCAGACGCCCAGCGGAAAGAAGCACUCAGGUCAAAGGUGAAGCAGUACGUCUCCCGGGCUGAGGAGCUGAAGGCACUGGUAGCUUCGGGUAAUAAAAUCAGCUUUGGGCAAGACAAGUCUGCCAGGGACAUUUUAAAAGAAAUGUCCCGGGAUCGCCCGCGGCUCUAUGCAGCUCUGGAGGUGGCGUCAGCAGCUGUAGCCCAGGAGGAAGAGGGCGAGGAUGGCAGAGGCACUCUGGAUCUAUACCAGCAGAGUCUGGGGGAGCUGCUGCUCAUGCUGGCUGCGGAACCCCAAGGCAGGCGGAGGGAUCUGCUUCACAGUGAGAUUAAGAGCUUGAUGAACAGAGCAGAGUACCUCAAAGAGCAGCUGAAGGUAAGACUUUUAUUACAUUGGAGACUCUCCGACAGGCUUUCGAAAGGUCAUGUUUGUUCUGAAAGGAUUAAACCAAUAUCGUGGUAUCCCUGGAUAGACAAGCGUCCCUCAAACAUAUCCAGAUGAGUUAUUUAACAAUGCAGUGGUACCCCAGAACGUUUCAUCCUUCCCUAUUAAACACUAAGUAGUGGUACAUUUAGAAAUUCAGUGACAGACGUUUCAACUGUGUCUUUGUGUCCGGUGAUGAAAUGGUCAAAACGAUUGUCAUUGAGUUUCCUUUAGUAUUUUUAAAUGUAUCCCAAAAUGUUAUCCAUUGGGUAGCAAUGGCAAACGACUGGGAUUAGGAAAUAUAUUGCCUGUUAUCCCAACUCAGACCCCUUGUUUACUAAUUAUCUGUGUGUUCCUGAAUAGAUGAUCUCCCCUCUUCAAAAACAAGCAACACAUUUGAAGGGUUUGUAGUGGUGAACCUGCUCUGUAUCUCUUGGCUGCUGUGUACCUGGUGUGAAGACAGUCUCCACCAGGGGGCAGUAUGUGCAGUACUCCCUGUCUGUGUGCCUGGAGUGAAGACAGUCUCCAACAGGGGGCAGUAUGUGCAGUACUCCCUGUCUGUUUGCCUGGAGUGAAGACAGUCUCCACCAGGGGGCAGUAUGUGCAGUACUCCCUGUCUGUUUACCUGGAGUGAAGACAAUCUCCACCAGGGGGCAGUAUGUGCAGUACUCCCUGUCUGUGUGCCUGGAGUGAAGACAGUCUCCACCAGGGGGCAGUAUGUGCAGUACUCCCUGUCUGUUUACCUGGAGUGAAGACAGUCUCCACCAGGGGGCAGUAUGUGCAGUACUCCCUGUCUGUGUGCCUGGAGUGAAGACAGUCUCCACCAGGGGGCAGUAUGUGCAGUACUCCCUGUCUGUGUGCCGGGAGUGAAGACAGUCUCCACCAGGGGGCAGUAUGUGCAGUACUCCCUGUCUGUGUGCCUGGAGUGAAGACAGUCUCCACCAGGGGGCAGUAUGUGCAGUACUCCCUGUCUGUGUGCCUGGAGUGAAGACAGUCUCCACCAGGGGGCAGUAUGUGCAGUACUCCCUGUCUGUAUGCCUGGUUCUGAAUGCGUGU
Acipenser ruthenus (sterlet) is the source of this 2612-nucleotide messenger RNA. RefSeq names its product serine/threonine-protein kinase ULK3-like. Bases 186 to 1634 code for a protein of 482 amino acids. Gene Ontology annotation, biological process: autophagosome organization; autophagy; protein autophosphorylation. Gene Ontology annotation, cellular component: autophagosome; cytoplasm. The transcript has 14 exons. Gene Ontology annotation, molecular function: ATP binding; protein serine/threonine kinase activity. Lineage: Eukaryota; Metazoa; Chordata; Actinopteri; Acipenseriformes; Acipenseridae. The record is from RefSeq and is a predicted model, not a curated record.